Oncorhynchus nerka (sockeye salmon) is the source of this 924-nucleotide messenger RNA. RefSeq names its product protein Wnt-4a. Lineage: Eukaryota; Metazoa; Chordata; Actinopteri; Salmoniformes; Salmonidae. The transcript has 4 exons. The coding region runs from base 20 to 889 and encodes 289 amino acids. Gene Ontology annotation, cellular component: extracellular region. Gene Ontology annotation, molecular function: frizzled binding; cytokine activity. Gene Ontology annotation, biological process: neuron differentiation; cell fate commitment; canonical Wnt signaling pathway. The record is from RefSeq and is a predicted model, not a curated record.
UAAGCGCAGUGUGGAGGUGAUGGAUGCUGUGCGGCGUGGGGCUCAGCUAGCCAUAGACGAGUGUCAGUUUCAGUUCCGGAACCGCCGAUGGAACUGUUCCACACUGGAAACCAUGCCCGUCUUCGGCAAGGUCGUCACACAGGGCACUCGGGAGGCAGCCUUUGUGUAUGCCAUCUCAGCAGCCAGUGUGGCGUUUGCUGUGACCCGAGCCUGUAGCAGCGGAGAGCUGGAGAAAUGUGGCUGCGACCGCACCGUCCAUGGAGUCAGUCCGGAGGGGUUCCAGUGGUCAGGCUGUAGUGAUAACAUAGCAUACGGAGUGGCCUUCUCUCAGUCCUUCAUUGACGUAAGGGAGAGGAGUAAAGGACAGUCCCCCAGCAAAGCACUCAUGAACCUACACAACAACGAGGCCGGGAGGAAGGCCAUCCUGAGCCACAUGCGUGUGGAGUGUAAGUGUCAUGGCGUGUCAGGUUCCUGUGAGGUAAAGACCUGCUGGAAGGCCAUGCCCCCAUUCCGCAAGGUGGGCAACGUCAUCAAGGAGAAGUUUGACGGCGCCACAGAGGUGGAGCAGCGCAAGGUGGGCACCACCAAGGUCCUGGUGCCACGGAACUCCCAGUUCAAACCUCACACAGACGAAGACCUGGUCUACCUGGAGCCCAGCCCCGACUUCUGUGACCACGACCCACGCACACCAGGCAUGCUGGGUACGGCGGGGCGGCAGUGUAACCGGACGUCGAAGGCCAUCGACGGCUGUGAGCUGAUGUGCUGCGGCCGGGGCUUCCAGACAGAGGAGGUGGAGGUGGUGGACAGGUGCAGCUGUAAGUUCCACUGGUGCUGCUACGUCAAGUGCAAACAGUGCCGCAAGAUGGUGGAGAUGCACACCUGCCGGUGAUCACCAUGGAAACCCCCAGUGGAGACCCAAACAAU